AUGAGAGAGAUCCUCCACAUCCAAGGCGGCCAAUGUGGAAAUCAGAUCGGAGCCAAGUUCUGGGAAGUAAUCUGCGACGAGCACGGCAUUGACCACACCGGGCAAUACGUCGGCGACGCUCCCCUCAAGCUCGAACGUAUCGAUGUCUGCUUCAACGAAGCGAGCGGCGGAAAGUACGUCCCUCGCACCGUCCUCAUGGAUCUGGAGCCUGGCACCAUGGAUUCCCUCAGAUCUGGACCCUACGGUCAGAUUUUCCGUCCCGAUAACUUCGUCUUUGGCCAGUCCGGCGCUGGGAAUAACUGGGCGAAAGGCCACUACACGGAGGGAGCCAAGUUGAUCGAUUCCGUGUUCUCGAUGUUGUGA
Molecule: messenger RNA, 363 nt
Organism: Brassica oleracea var. oleracea
Lineage: Eukaryota; Viridiplantae; Streptophyta; Magnoliopsida; Brassicales; Brassicaceae
Product: tubulin beta-4 chain-like
Exons: 1
Coding region: 1-363 (120 amino acids)
Biological process (GO): mitotic cell cycle; microtubule cytoskeleton organization
Cellular component (GO): microtubule; cytoplasm
Molecular function (GO): GTP binding; structural constituent of cytoskeleton; GTPase activity
Source: RefSeq, a predicted model, not a curated record